AGUUUGAAAACCUUCUGCCGGGUAAUUGGCGACCGAAUUUGGCCCUCGGAAAAUUUCCGUCACUUUGACCCGAUGGAUUCAAGUACACAACACCACAUUCUUUGAGAUUUUGCAGUCAAAACUCCACGAGCUUGUAUGGUCUUCCUUUCUUUCCGUUUUUAUAUUGGCCGAGAACUCCGUGUGAGAGAAGGUUUCAGUGAAUCAAGUAGAAAAAGAGUGGGAGUGGGAGAGCCGAUCAGAGUUUUAAAAUAAAGGGUACAUGGAACACCUGCACAAGCAUUGGAUUUAGCCCUGCAACAUCUUAAAGGGCAAAGAAGACAUGCAUGUUUCCUGCAACUCAGGGAAAGAAGAAAGAGAGAACGAGAGAGAGAGCGCGCCAACAAGGGGUCAACUCUGGACCUGACCAAGAUGACCACCCAAAUUGAUGAAUAGGCUUCAUAAGGGAAAAACUAAAGAUCUUUCUGAAGUUAGGGAAGCAGGCUGUAAGCCAAGGGGAAGGCAGAGGACAGAUAUGAAUGUGUUUCCAAGCUUUCCUGAUGGUUUAAGGCAUUCUCCAAACUCCUGUGCAAGGGCUAUUCCUGAUCAAGAAGACCUCAGGAGACCAUCUCUGAAAUCAAGUCUGGAUGAAGGACAACCCUCUCAGAGAAGUCAGCUUCCAGAAGACAAGAACCAAGGAAACAUUUGUCUCAGGUUCAGUAAUAACAACUCUACACUAAAGCAAAGCAGCAUUUAGGAUCUGGCUUUAUUCUCAGAAUAGGAGAGGAGAAAAAAACAAUCUCAGCCAGGAGCACAGCACACAUCAACAUCUCAGUGAUUUAUCCUGCCUCCCAGGGUGGGAUGGAGUCUACAAAUCGCACCAAGCAGGCAACCACUGCCUCCAUUGAGCAGUGAUCUGUAGAACUAAGAGAAAAAAAGUGAAUAUGGUUUUUGCUCACAAAAUGGAUAACAGCAAGCCACCUUUGGUUAUUCCUACACUUCUGGUGCCCCUUCAAAACCACAGCUGCACUGAAACAGCCACACCUCCACCAAGCCGUGACCUGACGGAAUUCUAUGAGGAGCACAGUUGGAUGAGCAACCGAACAGACCUUCAGUAUGGAUUGAAACCUGGGGAAGUGGCCACAGCCAGCAUUUUCUUUGGGACUCUGUGGUUGUUUUCUGUCUUUGGCAAUUCCCUGGUUUGUUUGGUCAUCCAUAGGAGUAGGAGGACUCAGUCCACCACCAACUACUUUGUGGUCUCCAUGGCAUGUGCUGAUCUUCUCAUCAGCAUUGCCAGCAUGCCUUUCGUCCUGCUCCAGUUCACCACUGGAAGGUGGACACUUGGUAGUGUGAUGUGCAAGGUUGUGCGAUAUUUUCAAUAUCUCACUCCAGGUGUCCAGAUCUAUGUUCUUCUCUCCAUCUGCAUAGAUCGGUUCUACACCAUUGUCUAUCCUCUGAGCUUCAAGGUGUCCAGAGAAAAAGCCAAGAAGAUGAUCACAGCAUCAUGGAUCUUUAAUGCAGCCUUUGUGACCCCGGUGUUCUUUUUCUAUGGCUCCAACUGGGACAGUCAUUGUAACUAUUUCCUCCCUUCUUCUUGGAAAGGAACCAUGUAUACCAUCAUCCACUUCUUGGUGGGCUUUGUGAUUCCAUCUGUCCUCAUAAUCUUAUUUUACCAAAAGGUCAUAAAGUAUAUUUGGAGAAUAGGCACUGAUGGCCGAACAGUGAGGAGGACAAUGAACAUUGUCCCAAGGACAAAAGUGAAAACUAUCAAGAUGUUCCUCAUUUUAAAUCUAUUGUUCUUACUCUCCUGGCUGCCUUUUCAUGUAGCUCAGCUGUGGCACCCCCAUGAACAAGAAUAUAAGAAAAGUUCCCUUGUUUUCACAGCUAUCACAUGGAUAUCCUUUAGUUCUUCAGCUUCUAAACCUACUCUGUAUUCAAUUUAUAAUGCCAAUUUUAGGAGAGGGAUGAAAGAGACUUUUUGCAUGUCUUCAAUGAAAUGUUACCGAAGCAAUGCCUAUACUAUCACAACCAGUUCAAGGAUGGCCAAAAAAAACUAUGUUGGCAUUUCAGAAAUCCCUCCCAUGGCCAAAACUAUAACCAAAGACUCAAUCUAUGAUUCGUUUGACAGAGAAGCCAAGGAAAAAAAGCUUGCUUGGCCCAUUAACUCAAAUCCACCAAAUACUUUUGUCUAAUUUCUCAGAAUUCUUUCAAUUGUUAUGUGCCAGAGAUUAAAAGCUUUACCUAUAAAAACCGAAGCUAUUUACAUAUUUUUUUUCACUCAACUUUCUGAGGGAAAUAUUUUAUUUUGUAAAAUGCAUUCAUUUAUUGAUUAUAGUAUUUGUGGAUUUUAUUCUAGUUUUUGAUUCUAGUUUUGUUAGCAUUUUAGGAAAAUCAUUCACUUUGAACUAUCUAUACUCAACAGUUUUGUUUAGUAUCUUGGUUACAUGCAUUAAAAAGAAAAUGCUUUCCUACUUUUUAUUUACCAUUGGGCCUAAAAAGCAUAAACCAUACACACAGUCUUUGAUUAAUGAUUCAACCUAGUUUUGUUUCCUUUUUCUCCUCACUACUGAAUUUUUAUAACUAUGGGCUUUUGUUCCAGAUGAAAUUCCUGUGUUACCCAUUUGAGAGACUGGUAUUUGCUCCACUAAGCAACAUUUAGGAAGGAUUAAUAUUGUAUAUUUUCCCCAUUACCUUCUUCCAAGUAACCACUGGCCAGAUCUAUUGUGGAAAGCACUCCAUAUAUUGGAACUUUCUGAGAAGUCGUCUGUGAUUGGAUUUUAAUCAGGAUUCCUAGGGAAAGAAAGCUUACAGAAUUGCCUAAGUUUUUCUCUCAUUUUCAUCCUUCCUUAAUCUAAGCAACUGAUGAGGCCUUGAACAUUUUGAAGUCAACAAGAUGUUUUGCUUACAUCUGUGUCCCAUUUAGGCCAUGUCUAGGUUGUUUACCUCCCUUUUUUGGGUUAUAUACAAGUAAAUAAGCAGGUGUCCUUGCUAAGUAUGCCUAGAAAAUGCAAGCAGGAGAAAUGGCAGACGGCACUUCUCUGUGCUCUGCAAUUGAGGCAGAGACCUUAAGCUGCCCAGCCCCACCCCUGUAUACCAGGACAGCAAAAGCAAGGACUACCUUCUUCGUGCUCCUAGAAACUCAGACAUGGGGCCAUUCCUCCAGCCUGCUUCCUCCCCCUCAUCUCCCCAGGCUAUACAGCACCGCACCCUGGCCAAGCUCAAACUCUUCUUUGCCUAUGAUAACUAGGGAUAUUUUUCUCUGGUUUUCAGGUCUCUUAUUAUUUCAAAUCUAGGACCAGCUAGCACACUUAAAAAAUAUUUUUAUUUAAACAAUCAAGGGCUUACAGACAAGACUGGUGUGCAUUUUUAUGCCCUAGUUAACAAGAGCUGCAAAUAGUAACUCCAGUUGUUCAGCAAUUUUACACACAUUAUCUUAUUUUAUCCUCUCAACAAUUCUGUAAUAUAUUUAUUAUUACCUCUGUUUUAUAGAUGAGGAAACUAGAACUCUAAAGUUAUGUGACUUACUCAAGUUUGAAUGUGACAGAGCUGGUAUUGAAACUCAGGUCUUCUAACGGCAAGUCUGUUGCUCUUUCAUUGACAUUUCGAUGUCUCCCUUAGAGAACACGAGUGGCCAGACCCAUCCAGGCCUCAGUGGGCCUCCUAACCACUGCUUUGGUGGAAGUCUAAGGUCUAAGAGAAUCUGGCCACUCUGAAAGAGUCUAGAUGAAAUUUAAUGAGCUGGCCCUCACCUUUUCCUUGGCUGUGGGAAGAUUCUUGGACUUGGGGUGCUGAAAGUUUGAGAUAUAGAAGGAAGCCUGUACCCUUCCACCUCAUAGACACAGCGCAACAACACAAGAUUGGGUUUGAUAUUUGGAGCAAAGAACAACAACAAAACAGUUAAUCUAUAAAUAUUUACCGAGUUGGUGUUUUUAAGUUGAGACGCUUCCUUUAAUCAACAAAUCCCAAAGAUAAAGAGAGUAUCUCAUAUUUUCUCUUCUCUCUUUUUCUCCAUCUCCUCACAUUCUUACUUAUCCCAUCAGCAAAUGGCUCUGUAAAACAACAGAGUGAGUGAGAUAAUUCUCCUAAUUGGCCCUUGAGUUUUAUGGUUCAGACUUUUAAAAAAAUACAAAAAGCACCUAUAGUAGUUUUAUUUUUGUGUUUCUAAGUGGAACAUUAAUUUUUAGAGUCAGAUUGUAAAAAGUUAAAUUAGUUUCAGUUUUAUUUUUAUAUAUUUUUAGCUCUCAGUUUAAACUAAAAAAGUUACACUAGGUGAUUUUUUUUUAAGACUAGUCAAGUGCAGUAGUGAGAAGGAGGCAGAGAAGAACAAGGAGUUCCAUCUGUAGCUGACUGUGGACAAUCAAUAGAGAUCACUCUCUACCUUUGCAUUAACCAACAGUAGGUGAUUUCUAAGCUCCAUUCUGUCUUUAAUUUUCUGUGAGUUUACUCCAGGUGUAAAUUCAGUGACACAACCUCAUAUAAGCUCUUGUUGUAGAAAGUCUUUUUUAUUACUCCAAAUAAUAACAAAUUAAAAGUGUUAAUCAAAUCACAAUCAAGAGAGCCCCAGAGUCUCAUGUCCUGUGUUAAUUCAGCUACGUUCUCUCAGGGUGUUGGUAAUUCACUGUAUUUUUGUUUAGUUUAGUUUAAUAUUUAGGAUUCCUGGUGUCUCACUGGAUCCUGAAGUUGGAAGAAAUCAGAUAUAAUGCACCGAUUGAUGAAGAUUUGCUUAAGUCCCAGCAACGCAAGAACAGCAUUUGUCACACCUCAAAUUUGCUUGGCAAGAACCAGCAUUAAGCCACAGUGAAACAGGCUAUUGGAGAGAAUAAGAAAUCUACUCCACCCUCCUUGCCAGGCACACAGCGAGGUGUAUCCGGGAUCCAGAUUCAUGUAACCUCCAAACAGGAGUUCACGGAAGGUGACAGUGGGGAGCAGGAUUCAGAGUAGAGGCAAUUCUGCCUGGCUCCAGGUUUCUAUAAACUGUCAGGGGAAGGGACAGGGAUGCAUCCUUUGAGGUAGGAUUUGAAUUUCUCCCUUUCUUCUAAUCUUCGGUGAAAGCAUUAGUCCCCCCAGCCUGCUGCUGAGUCAGUAAGCACAUCCUGCCCAGAUCUGCUUCUGUGUUAGCCUUCCAUCAUGGGUUUAUCCCAGAUGCUGGCUGCUGAUUCCCUGGGCCAGACUGCUCGCUCAGGAAAGACAAUUUCAUCCAGGUCCACCUCCACCAAGCAUGUGGGGAGCAGAUAAGGUUGCCAGAUAAGGUUGGCGAUUUUCUCUCCUGGUGGGCACAGUGGGCACAUUACCCCCCUCCCCCAUCUUUGCUGCCACUUGCUUAGACUCACUUUGAAGCAAUAUAACCAAGUUAAGUUAGAGCUACUUGACCAGGAUCUGCUUCAGGGUUAUGCUUCUAUGUAAGAACCAUAUAUAAAAGAAGCAAAGAAUUAGAGAUUUUUAGAGCAGAAGGGAUGUAGGGAGACUUAGCACAAGCCCAUCACUGAUUAGAAGAGGAAAUUAAGACCAAGAGAGGUGAAAUUGGGGAUACACUAAAAUGUCUUCUAGCAGCCAGUUCAAUAUAUAUAUAUUUUUUGAGACAGAGUCUCACUCUGUUGCCCAGGCU
This is a messenger RNA of Microcebus murinus (gray mouse lemur), 5581 nucleotides long. The record is from RefSeq and is a predicted model, not a curated record. Lineage: Eukaryota; Metazoa; Chordata; Mammalia; Primates; Cheirogaleidae.